Acanthoscelides obtectus is the source of this 837-nucleotide messenger RNA. Lineage: Eukaryota; Metazoa; Arthropoda; Insecta; Coleoptera; Chrysomelidae. The record is from the annotation of a GenBank genome assembly.
AUGUACACCAGUUUACUGUCUGUUUUCGGCAACAAAGCGCCACAUCAGUCGACAAUUUCCCGUUGGUAUAGAGAAUUCAAACGUGGACGGGUGAGUCUUAGCGACGAUCCCAGGGUGGGUGCACCAAAAACGGCAGUCACCCAGGAACACGUCGAUCCUGUGCGCAAACUCAUCAUUGAAGAUAGACACGUGACAUAUCGCGAGAUUGAGGCGUCCUUGAAGAUCCCAAAGACAUCAUUUCAAAAAAUUUCUCGUUGGAUACCCCAGCUGUUGACUGAAGAGCAGAAAGCAGCCAGGGUUAAUUGGUGUCAAAAAACGCUUGACCGUUUCAAUUCCGGAAACUCAAAAAAUGUGUACAGCAUUGUUAGUGCCAACAAAGUCAUCCGUUCUCGAAGUGUUUCGAAAAAGAUGGUCGCGACAUUUGUAGCUGUUACUGCGGAUUGGUAUACCACCAUUUGUUUGCCAAAAGUCAUCACCGAACUUCGAAAAAUCAACCCCGAAAGAAGAAUCAUCCUCCACCAAGACAAUGCAAGCUCGCACACAGCCCAACAAACAAGGCAGUAUUUAACGGAAGAAAACGUGGAAUUAUUGGACCAUCCUCCAUAUAGUCCCGAUCUAAGUUCUAACGAUUUCUUUACUUUCCCGAAAAUUAAAAACAGACUGCGUGGUCAACGGUACCAGUCACCAGAAGAAGCAGUUGACGCAUUCAAAAAUGCCGUUUUGGAUCUGCCAGCAAACAAGUGGAAUAAGUGCUUCGAAAAUUGGUUCGAGCGCAUGCAGAUGUGUAUUAAUCUUCGUGGAGAAUACUUCGAAAAACAAUAAAGUCAUUUAAGACUA